Messenger RNA from Monoraphidium neglectum, 285 nucleotides. RefSeq lists its product as hypothetical. NCBI's taxonomy places the organism in Eukaryota, Viridiplantae, Chlorophyta, Chlorophyceae, Sphaeropleales, Selenastraceae. The record is from RefSeq and is a predicted model, not a curated record. The coding region runs from base 1 to 285 and encodes 94 amino acids. The transcript is spliced from 4 exons.
AUGGAUGCAGACUCCUUCCUGGACCACAUUGUCGCGCAUGCGCGCGUGGGCGCGAGCAUCGACGCGCUGCAGAACGCACGGCCCUUCACCAACAGGCACAGGUUUGCGCUUGAGCAGCUGAAGGAGGACCUGCAGAAGGGCGGCUCUUACGUUGAGGAGGCUGUGAGGCUUGACGUCACUGGGGUGAUGACGCGUGUGAUGAAGGCCUGCCCAGAGACCCCCCUCCCCACCACCACCACCACCACCACCACCACCACCACCACCAUCACCACCACGACCAGAUGA